This is a messenger RNA of Marchantia polymorpha subsp. ruderalis, 2316 nucleotides long. The record is from the annotation of a GenBank genome assembly. Lineage: Eukaryota; Viridiplantae; Streptophyta; Marchantiopsida; Marchantiales; Marchantiaceae.
AACUGCCCGUGUCUGCGGGCGGACGAUGUGGCAGAGAGUCGAGUGGUUCUUCCGAUCGUGUCGUGCAGAUCAAUUAAAUACAGCAAACAGUCAGGAAGGGGAAGGGAACGUUCUGCUUUCAGAUAAGUCUAGGGUGGAGUGCGCAUACAGCUCGUGGUCGAGCAGGAAUUCGACGGCGUCAGUUGAGCAGCAGACGAGGACAGCAAGGAAAGCCGGCUCGCGUUCGACACUUCGGUCGUGCAAGUCGACCUAGGACAUCGGUCAGCUCCACAGUGCAGCUAUGGAGACCAACGGCCACCAGAAUGGAUCCGAAAUGGAGAGUCGGACUCAUUUGCUCAUGGUCCCUAUGGUGCAACAGGCCCACAUUUCCACGGCCAUCAGAUUUGCCAAGAAGCUUUCCAAGCGAGGAGUGAUCAUCACAUUCGUGACCCUUAAGAAGCACGCUGAGCAGAUGAGGAAAAGUUACUCACCCGCAGUGCUCCUGAAACUUAACAUCACCAUCGAAGCUCUCGAUGAUUAUCAAUGCAUGCCGACUCCCCUGCAUUUGGCGGCUGGUAUGAAACCAGUUUUCCAGCCUCUGGUGCAAAAGCUGAAGGCCAACAAGAAGGCCGGGUUACCUGGACCAACGUGCAUUCUUGCGGACAGAUUCUUAACGUGGAUGAAGGAGGUGGCCGAUGAACUCGACCUGCCGAGAUAUGCUUACGCCAGUAAUGCGGCAAUCACAACCAGGCUCAUGCAAGUACACCAUGAAAUCAAAGAUAAAUUGAUAGCAGUACCUGAUGGUCCCAAGUGGAUCCUAUCGAUUUUCGAGGAGAUAAACAAAAUGCCAGGUUUAGAGUUUUUGCGAGUGUAUCAGGACAUCCCGCCUGUUAGCAAGGAAAACGGCUGGUUCCAAUUCUUCCUUUCCAUCGGCGAGGGAUUUGCCACUGCAGAUGGUAUUGUAUUCAAUUCCUUCUCUGAGCUGGAGGGUACAACUAUACAGCAUAUUCAUAACGCAUUUCCAGGGAGGCCUGAUCUGAAGGUUGCGCCUAUUUACCCAAUCGGGCCUCUGUCGACGCUGGAAGACUUCCAGAACGAACUGUUCACCGGCGAUGCGAUGGAAGAUUCACACGAGGAAUGUCUCGACUGGCUUGCACUUCAACCCACGAAGUCGGUCCUCUAUGUUUGUCUCGGUAGUCAAGUUCGCCUUUUCGGUGAACAGAUAUCUCACCUGGCCCGAGCUCUGGAGUCAAGCCAACAAAAAUUCCUGUGGGUUCUGUCUAAGGGUCGUAACAACUUCCAGACUGCAGAUGAGGUUCUGCCCCCAGGAUUCAGCGAACGAACUCGUGGACGUGGAAAAGUCGUCACUGGUUGGGUGGGACAACUGGAGCUCCUCGCCCAUCGUUCUAUGCGGGGAUUCAUGUCGCAUUGCGGUUGGCAAUCCGUCAUGGAAAGUUUGACAUACGGCGUUCCGAUACUCGGCUGGCCACAUUUCGCCGAACAACAUUUGAAUUGCAGAUACGUGCAAGAAAUUCUUCACGCCGGGUUGAGAGUUGCCGAGAAUGAUGGCCUCGAAAUGGUACAACAACACGAAUUCGAGAGCUCAAUAAAAAUAUUCAUGGACGAGGCGGAAGGACACGCUGCAGCAAAGGGAGCCGCCGAGAUCAAACUCAAGGCAGCGGCAGCCGUGGCCAGCGGUGGAUCCUCCGAUCUGGCCCUCGACGAAUUGGCCAGGUCCUUCAGAACGGUGACGAGACGGACUUGAGAAAUAAACGUGCUUCCCAGAAGCCACGCGGCCAUGCACAGGACGAUGACUUGUACUCUAUAGAAAUAGGCUGCAAGAGUCCUGGCAACUCGGCCGACGUGGACGUCUUACACCAGGUCUCCACUAGUCCGAACAGAGUCACUUCAUCGAGGUCGCCACGGUUAGGUCACUCCUGUGACGUCAGCGUCUCGGGUCAAGCCAGCGAGGACUGUACUCGAGCAAGACGAUGCUCCGCGCAUAUCCCAUCGACGUCGUCAAGCUGGUCCGCCGCCGUCGUCGCGACGACUGUAUCUGUUGGAACCCGCAUGUACACUAAGCACCCUCCGGCCACGUGGUUCCUAUGAUUGUGACUGCAAUAUAGAAUGUCCGCAAUUGAUCCUCAGAGCGGGUUUUUAAACCUAUUUUCUGUGUAAAUCACCGGAAUAGUAGAAGUGUCUUAUUCUUUGUUCAUCGAUGUUGGGCAAAAUGUUGUAUAGACGGGCCUGAACAUUUCCUUUUCUGGAGUAAAUUGUCUCCUAUCUUACAACCCAAGAAUGUUGGAAUCUCAAAAUAUUUUCCUUCUCGCAAUAACC